AUGCCCAUUGCUAUCUUUUCUUCCUCAACCCCAAUUCUUAAACGCCCAAAUUUGGACAGCAAUUUUUUCUUUCUCUGCCUCCAUGAACCAGCCAAGAGAAGUGCAAAAGCGGCUGUCUCAUCUAUUCUUCCAUCUAAGUUAUUUGGGAAGAAAGAAGAUGAACUGACUCAACUGUGGCAAAUGAAAACGGUAAAGUGCCGGAUGACUAUGAGAGUGAAGGGUCUAUUGAGGAAGCUACCUUUAUGGAGUCAGUUUCAGAUUCGAAUCCUAUUGAUGAAAAGCAACCAUUCUGAUAGGAGGAAGUACGAAGAUCCUCAUCAUGGUGAGGGGAAAAGCACACAUGAGGCGCAUAGAGAACAAUACGAGCAGGCCAAUGCACAAUGGAAAAAGGUGUUUGGGCAGCUGCACAUUUCUAACAAAAGCAGCAAAAAUGAUCUGCACCAGGCAAUUGCAGCUAAUGGCUGUGAUAUUGAGCAUGUUGCGUAUGAUUUUUUCACACAAGUGUUUGUAUUAUAUGAAGAAGAAAUUGCGGACUCUAAAGCCCAAGUGACUGCAAUUCAUAUGAUAAUUGGGACUCUCCAGAGGAUGAAUGUAUUUGGUGUUGAGAACAGAGAUACUUUGACACACAAAGCCACAGGAUAUUCAGCUUGGCUAUUGAAGAAGGCUAAUCAGUGCAGAGCUGUUUAUGCAUGUUCCCAUCUAUUUUGGGUUGAUGAUCAGGAUGGCAUAAAGGACGGCGAGAGGGUCCUCUAACAAUAAGCAAACCACUAGUUCUGCAAUCCAAGGGCUGAUAGAAUUAAUUAAUACUGAGAUGCAAAAUGAUUCCACAAACCCUGAUAGUGUGGCGGAUGCUUUCCUUGCCAGCACCUUGUGUUACAUUCAGUUCCAAAAACAAAAAGGCGGUGUAGUGGGUGAGAAAUUCAAUUCCGUUAAACUGUAAAUUGUUGAGUCAUGUAAAGAAGUAAUGCAUGGCAGUUAGAGAUGUAAAUAGGCGUUUAUUCUGAAUUUGGAUUUCAUAUUUGCUUGAUUAUAUCUUUUAUUAAACUGUAAAUUAUUGAGUCAUGUAAAUUGUAUUAUUUCUUUUAUUACCAAGAUUUACUUGAUUAAGAAAAUGCAUUGUAUUUUU
Gossypium raimondii (Peruvian cotton) is the source of this 1126-nucleotide messenger RNA. RefSeq lists its product as uncharacterized. Gene Ontology annotation, biological process: retrograde transport, endosome to Golgi; intracellular protein transport. The transcript is spliced from 7 exons. The record is from RefSeq and is a predicted model, not a curated record. The coding region runs from base 1 to 753 and encodes 250 amino acids. NCBI's taxonomy places the organism in Eukaryota, Viridiplantae, Streptophyta, Magnoliopsida, Malvales, Malvaceae. Gene Ontology annotation, cellular component: late endosome; retromer complex; retromer, cargo-selective complex.